CCACCACAUCCCCCACCUCUUCAUCAUCAUCUCCCCGCCACCGCCAAUGUGGAAUGCUGGGGCAAGCAUCGCAGAGAAGAAUCAGCAGCAAAGAAGAUGGUGCAAGUGACGACGGUAUAUCCAUCCGCAUACUUUACACCUGCCGAAGUGACAUUUCUGUCCUGCGUACCCAGCGAUCAGAGAAGUCUCCCCGGCGCCGCCGCCGCAUCCUCCUCCUCCUCCUCGUCAUCAUGGCACCCGCAAGCGCACAGUCUGGACGUAAAGACGACGCAAUCCAUCCAACAUCUCCUCGCGCUCAUACAAUCCCUCGGCGCAGCUUUGCGCUUCCCGCAAAGAACUUGCAGCACGGCGCAAGCGGUGCUGCUGCGUUUGCUCUUGCAUCACGGAGCCAAUGGCAAGAGGAUGGCGGGCAUGCUGCUGAGCGGCGGCGGUGGCGGCGGCGCUGGGGGGCAAGAGGGGCAGCAAGGGCAGGGGCAACAGCAGGGGCAGCAGCAGAGAGAGGCUUUGGCUUGCGCUUGCAUCGCUUUGGCGGGCAAGCUGAACGAUACGAAUAGAAAGAUGAGGGAUGUGCUUUUGGGAAGUUAUAAGCUCAGGUUUCCGGAUCUGGUCAGGAGGGGAAGAGUGGUGGGUGCGGGUGCGGGUGCGGGUGGCAGAGCUGCAAGUGCCGCUGGACGCGCCUCGAAUGCGACAAUGUUCAGGCUUGGGAAUGUGGCAGAGGCGGACAUUGACUCCAACGUGAGUGUGUGUGUGCGCGCGCGGGCGGGCGGGGCCAAUGCCUUUUUUCGUUUCGCCCCCCCCCCUCUUCCCUCAACUCAUCUCGUUCUACUUGAAUGGGACCGCAACAGGCGCUGGAGAUGGAGAGGAGGAGAUUGUUGGGUUUGGAACGCAUGCUGUUGGAAAGCGUGGGAUUCGAAUUCGGAGCUUCGAACAGGGUUCAGAGGACUUUGAGAUAUCUGAUCAAGAUGAUGCGCAAGUUGGGUGUGGGUGUGGGCGUGGGCGUGGGCGUGGGUGCGCAGAGUACGAGCGGGUCAGAUGGAGCAGCAGCAGCAGAAGCAAAAGAAGCGAAGGACCCAGCGUCGCACUGGCAACAACGAGGAUCGCAGCAUUUCGACUUCGAGUUUGAAUCGACGGCUUGGCAAGUGUUGACGGAUCUGUUCAGGA
Messenger RNA from Ceraceosorus guamensis, 1161 nucleotides. RefSeq lists its product as hypothetical. NCBI's taxonomy places the organism in Eukaryota, Fungi, Basidiomycota, Exobasidiomycetes, Ceraceosorales, Ceraceosoraceae. The record is from RefSeq and is a predicted model, not a curated record. The transcript has a single exon. The coding region runs from base 97 to 948 and encodes 283 amino acids.